AAAAAAUUGUGAACAGAAACUUCAGUCGGACGCUCGUUUGAGCGCACACUCAUCAGUACUCGGUCACUCGCAUAAAACUGUCAAGAAGCCGUUUCUUCAGAAAUUUUAUGAAUUUCGUACAGCUAUGGUUCUUGUCUAAUCUGAUUCAUUUUGAUGGUGUUGUUUAUAAAAAAUUCGUGUUGUUGAUUCAUUAAGGUGUUGUAUCGUAUAUUGGUAAAUUAAGAAACCCCCACUGGUUUUUUAUGGCGAGUUUUUUUCUGGGGCUUCUGUGUAUAAGUUAGUUUGCCAUUGCUGAAGCUGGAUUAGAAAUCUGUGUACACUUUUGUUUUUUAAGUAGAAAAUGGAUCAAGAAUUAGGUUCUCAGCCAAAUGCUCCGUACUUAAUUAUCUAGUGUUUUUAAGAUGUGAAGCCAUUGAGACAUCGGUAGUAAUCAUGUAAGCGAAAAUCUCGGAUCAGGGAAAGAGCUGAAAACGGCGCAGAUUACGAAAAAAUGUGAGGUCGGUUAAGUGCAGAGGGUAUUUUUACGUGUGAUGCAAUGUGAGGUGAUGAGUGGGGUUUAUGGUGUUUAAAGGCAGGGAGGAGAAAAGGUUCUUGGUGAAUCGUGAAUGGGGAAAAACAUGGACACUUAUUGCAUAUUCUGUCUUUUGAGGAAAAAAUUAGACUGUUGAAGCUUGAUGUGUGAAGAAGGUUGCCUCAUAAUGUUGGCAUUACAAGUCGCAAGUUAAUUAGUUUAUCUGAGUUUUCCAACGAAGGUAAGAUAGCAUACAAAUAGCUGCAGAAUAAAACUGUAAAAAGAAAAAAAGACAGAAAAUAAUUGUAAAAACUAAAACAAAAUAGAAGAAAUUAGAUUUUAGCAAAUAUGUCCUAAUGGGUGGGCCCAAGGAUCAAGAUUUUGCCCCUCCCUCCAAAUGCAUGGAUCCUCCCAAGAGAAGGCUUUAUCAGGUUUGGAAGGGUAGAAAUAAAUUCCUGUGUGGGGGGAGAUUGAUCUUUGGUCCCGAUGCAUCAUCUGUUCUGUUGUCGACAUUACUGAUAGGGGGGCCAGCUUUGACUUUCUGCUUCAAAAUGCUUAUGAGAAUCUCGGACGCCGAUCUCUUGUACGGUCGUGCCGUGUUGACCGUGGGGCUCAUCCUCACGUUUUUGGAUUUGGCUUUUCUUUACAUGACGGCUUCAAGAAACCCAGGAAUAAUACCUAGGAACUCCCGGCUGCCCGAUUCUGACAGCCGGUCGAUAUCCAUGGCAUCCAUGGACUGGAUAAAUUGCGAAACACCCUCUUUGAGAAUUCCAAGAUUGAAGGACGUGUAUGUGAACGGGCACACCGUAAAGGUGAAAUUUUGCGACACGUGCUUGCUGUACAGACCGCCUCGUGCUUCCCAUUGCUCCAUUUGCAACAACUGUGUCGAGAGGUUUGACCAUCACUGCCCCUGGGUUGGCCAGUGUAUUGGAGUUAGAAACUACAGAACGUUCAUCUUGUUUGUGACGACAUCAACAUUGCUUUGCAUACACGUUUUCACGUUCUCUUUGGUGAAUUUGCUCAAAGAGCCGGGCCCACUUUGGAGAAGCAUGUCGAGAGACGUGUUGUCAGUCAUCCUUCUUGUUUACUGCUUCAUCUCGGUUUGGUUCGUCGGUGGACUUACCGUCUUACACUUCUAUCUCAUGUGCACCAAUCAGACGACGUACGAGAACUUCCGAUACCGUUACGACACGAAGGAAAACCCGUACAAUGAAGGGGCUUUUAACAACCUAAAGGAGAUUCUCUUCUCGAAAUCCGUGCCUUCGCACGUUAACUUCCGCGAGUGGGUGACGGUCGAUGAUAUUGACGAGUCAAUUGCGGUUUCGUUUUAUGGGAGACACCUCGGCUCCGACAUCAAGAAACCGAGCUUUGUGGAUUUGGAGGCGGGCAUACUCGGAAAGGACGGGAAACCAGUCGUUCGGGACUACAAUGGGAUUGACGAUAGCUUGAAGAAGCCCAAGGGCGAAAACGUCAUUCUCGAUCCUGGUUUUUUCUCAAGCUAUCGGGAAGAGAAAUGCGGAUUGGUGAAAAGGCGCGACCUUUCGGGUUUGUUAUGCCUUUUUGUGCGUGGCCCGUUGCCGAGGAACAAAUGGGAGGAAGGAGAGGAGCUUCUCUAUAUGGACCGUGAUAAACCCAAGCCCAAGAGGCUUUAUCAAGUUUGGAGAGGGAGUAAUAAAUUCUUGUUUGGAGGAAGAUUGAUAUUUGGUCCAGAUGUGUCUUCUUUGUUCCUAUCCAUAUUCCUAAUAGCAGGUCCAGCAAUUGGCUUUUGUAUAAAGAUCUUGUUUAUUAUCAAAAACCAGCUGAAAGAGAACAAAAACGCAUUCCCUUGGUAUUCCGUUCUUAUUGUGGCUUUACUGCUAACCAUUUUGGAUAUAUUCUUUCUCUUCCUUACAGCCAGUAGAGAUCCCGGGAUUGUGCCUAGAAAUAAAAAACCUCCUGAAUUUGAUGAAGCCAUUGAAAUCGACACUCCUUCUAUGGAGUGGGUCCAUGGUAGAACUCCCCAUUUGAAGCUACCGAGAACUAAAAAUGUGCUUGUAAAUGGACACACAGUGAAGGUGAAAUUUUGUGACACGUGUUUGCUCUACCGUCCUCCUCGAGCAUCUCAUUGCUCCAUCUGCAACAACUGUGUUCAAAAAUUUGAUCAUCAUUGUCCGUGGGUUGGUCAAUGCAUCGGUAUACGAAAUUACAGGUUCUUCUACAUGUUCAUAACAACAUCGACAAUACUGUGCCUUUAUGUUUUCGUUGUCUCGUUUUACAACAUUGUCCACUGCAAAGGUAGUGUUUGGAAAGCCAUGUCACAUGAUUAUUUGUCAGAUGUCCUCGUUGUGUACUGCUUCAUUUCUUUCUGGUUCGUGGGUGGCCUCACAGUUUUCCACUUCUACUUGAUUAGCACAAACCAGACAACAUACGAGAACUUCCGAUACCGAUAUGAUAUAAAGGACAAUCCUUACAACAGGCGGAUGAUCAACAACUUCAAAGAAGUUUUCUUCUCCAAAAUCCCACCCUCAUUGCACGAUUUUCGCGCAAUAGUCGAAGAAGAAGAUGAAACCACGGCAGUAAAUCACGAUUUCACGGUGGAUACUAAUUUGACGAGCUCGAAAGAGAAAAUCGAUAUCGAGAUGGGUGGCGGCAUGUUUUCAGACAACAGUAGUCUCACGCUUCCCGAUAUUCUGCGUAAUUUGGAGUAUGAUGGGAUAGAGGAGAGUAUGAAGCAAAGGGAAGGUAGUGAGAGAUCUUAUUCGGGCCAGGAAGAUAUUGUUCGGGUCGAACGAGAGCUGAAGGAGUCGAUGAGUGGGCUAACGAUUGAUCUUGAGGAGGAGGAUGUAGAUGAAAAAUUUGAUGCCAUAAUAGCUGAAUUACGACGGACUAAAGGAUCUGGUCGAACGUAAGAUAACAGUUAAAUAGUUCUUGGGCAAGACUUGCAAAUUUUAGCAGAAGUUCUCGUAUAAAAUGAUAAUUUUGCAUAUUUUCCGAGUCCGAGAUAGUCAUGCAACUAUGUAAAAACUUUCCAACUUUAUUGACCUGACAAAUGUUUUUAUGCUCUUAGCUUCUGUUGAUAUAUAUUUUUUUUUUAUUGUUAUGCAGAUGAACAAACUUUCAUGAUGGUGGUGCUCAGCGGAUAUGUUUCUUCAACUGGAAGAUGNUGUGUUUCCUUUUUCUUUGUAU
Striga asiatica is the source of this 3676-nucleotide messenger RNA. Lineage: Eukaryota; Viridiplantae; Streptophyta; Magnoliopsida; Lamiales; Orobanchaceae. The record is from the annotation of a GenBank genome assembly.